This is a messenger RNA of Merops nubicus (carmine bee-eater), 1515 nucleotides long. It is a transcript of the gene FKBP9, whose product is annotated as FK506 binding protein 9, 63 kDa. Gene Ontology annotation, molecular function: peptidyl-prolyl cis-trans isomerase activity; calcium ion binding. The coding region runs from base 76 to 1515 and encodes 479 amino acids. Lineage: Eukaryota; Metazoa; Chordata; Aves; Coraciiformes; Meropidae. The transcript has 9 exons. The record is from RefSeq and is a predicted model, not a curated record.
CACUUUUCCCUCUUCAGCUAUGACAGGGGAUCCACAUUCAACGUGUUUGUGGGAAAAGGUCAGCUCAUUGCUGGGAUGGACAAAGCCCUGGUGGGCAUGUGCGUGAACGAGCGGCGGUUCGUGAGGAUCCCCCCCAAGCUCGCCUACGGGAGCGAGGGCGUCUCUGGUGUGAUACCCCCCAAUGCUGUGCUCCAUUUCGACGUGCUUCUGAUUGAUCUGUGGAACUCUGAGGAUGAAGUGCAGGUUCAGACUUACUUCAAACCUGAGAAGUGUCCUCGCACCGUCCAGGUGUCCGACUUCGUACGGUACCAUUACAAUGGGACCUUCUUAGAUGGGACCCUGUUUGAUUCGAGCCACAAUCGGAUGCGCACGUACGACACCUAUGUGGGCAUUGGGUGGCUGAUUCCUGGCAUGGACCAAGGCCUGCUGGGGAUGUGUGUGGGGGAGAAGCGCCUCAUCACGAUUCCACCUUUCCUGGCCUAUGGAGAGGAAGGAGAUGGUAAGGAGAUCCCUGGCCAAGCUUCCCUGGUCUUUGACGUGGUCUUGCUAGAUCUCCAUAACCCCAAGGAUGGUGUUGCUAUUGAGAACCAGGAGGUGCCUGAGUCAUGUGAGCGGAGGAGCCAGGCGGGAGACUUCCUCCGCUACCACUACAACGGCACACUUCUGGAUGGCACCUUGUUUGACUCCAGCUACUCCCGAAAUCGCACGUACGACACCUAUGUUGGGAAGGGCUACGUGAUUGCUGGGAUGGAUGAAGGUUUGCUGGGUGUGUGCACUGGUGAAAAGAGGCGGAUAAUAAUCCCCCCCCAUCUCGGGUAUGGAGAAGAAGGGAGAGGAAAGAUUCCAGGCUCUGCAGUGCUGGUCUUUGACAUCCACGUGGUUGACUUCCACAACCCCUCGGAUUCGGUGGGCAUCACUGUGAACCACAAACCUUCCAACUGCACCGUGCUGAGCAAGAAGGGAGAUUACCUCAAGUACCACUACAACGCCUCGCUGCUGGACGGCACGCUGCUGGACUCCACACACAGCCUUGGCAAGACCUACAACAUAGUCCUGGGCUCUGGGCAGGUGGUGGUGGGGAUGGACAUGGGCCUUCAGGACAUGUGUGUCGGGGAGCGACGGACGGUCGUGAUUCCACCUCACCUCGGUUAUGGAGAAGAAGGAGUUGAGGGGGAAGUCCCUGGAAGUGCUGUGCUAGUGUUCGACAUCGAGCUGCUGGAGCUGGUGUCUGGCCUGCCUGAAGGGUACAUGUUCGUGUGGAACGGGGAGGUCUCUCCCAACCUUUUUGAAGAAAUAGACCAGAAUCAUGAUGGAGAGGUUCUUCUGGAGGAGUUUUCAGAGUACAUUCAAGCUCAGGUUGAUUCUGGCAAAGGAAAACUGGCUCCCGGGUUUGAUUUUGAAAUGAUUGUUAAAAAUAUGUUCACCAAUCAAGACCGGGAUGGAAAUGGCAAAGUUACUGCUGAAGAAUUCAAGCUGAAAGACCAGGAGGCCAAAGAGGAACACGACGAGCUGUGA